This is a messenger RNA of Arabis nemorensis, 1395 nucleotides long. NCBI's taxonomy places the organism in Eukaryota, Viridiplantae, Streptophyta, Magnoliopsida, Brassicales, Brassicaceae. The record is from the annotation of a GenBank genome assembly.
AUGGCUUCUCGUAUUGGGAUCUUCGUCGUCUUCGUAGCUGUGUUCUUAUCUCUUUCUUCGUUUUCAUCCGCUCAGGAUCUUCAGAUCGUAAAUGCCGAGCGAAGGAUUGAUUUAAGCUCACAUAUCGUGAAGGCCUUCUUGACUCUCAAGGUCGAAAAUAUUGGGAAAAAUCCUGUUGCAGAAAUGCUUCUUGCUUUCCCACCUACUCAGAUCAAGCAUUUGGCUAUGGUCCAAGCCUUGGCAAUUACAGGAAAGAAGAAGAAGAAAACCUACUUGCCUCUGGAUGUAAAACCAACUGAACAAGCUGAUGCACCAAAUGACACUGGAUAUUUCAGUGUUUCGUUUGUUAGCCCCUUAGGCCCGGGUGAAACUGUUACGCUUGAGGUGCUAUACAUAUUGACUCAUUCCUUGGAACCUUUCCCAGUGGAGAUAACCCAGUCAGAAUCUCAGUUGGUUUACUAUCGUGAUAGUGCAGUGAUACUGUCUCCAUAUCACAUUAAGCAACAGGCAACUAUUGUUAAGACUCCUAGUACUAGAGUAGAGUCGUUCACUAGCAUCGAACCUGCUAACCGGGCAGGGAAGGAGAUAAAAUAUGGACCAUAUGAGAAUCGUGCUCCGUACUCUUACUCACCUGUUAUCAUUCACUUUGAGAAUAACAGUCCGUUUGCCGUUGUUGAGGAACUUGUCCGUGAAAUUGAGAUUUCUCACUGGGGUAGCCUUCAGAUAACAGAGAAUUAUAAGUUGACUCACGGGGGAGCUCGGCAUAAGGGUGUUUUCUCAAGGGUUGAUUAUCAAUCUAAACGUUCCGCCAGUGGUGCAUCCUCUUUCAAUGCGCUCCUUGCAGUACUGCCUCCCAGAGUUAACUCUGUCUACUACAGGGAUGACAUAGGAAACAUCUCAACUUCACAUUUGCGUACAGGCUUUCGAAAGUCAGAACUUGAAUUUGAACCGCGAUACCCGUUAUUUGGAGGGUGGAGAGCAACUUUUAUCAUCGGCUAUCGAGUUCCAUUGGAGGACUAUCUCUUUGAAGCCCCCGAUGGCAGGCGUUACUUGAACUUUACCUUUGGGUGCCCGCUCGUUGAAACUAUUGUCAACAAGUUGACUGUCAAAGUUGUGCUUCCUGAAGGAUCAAAGGACCCUUCUGCUGUUUUGCCCUUUACAGUCAAUCAAGACUUACAGGUCAAAUACUCAUACCUUGACAUUGUGGGAAGAACCGUGGUUGUGUUGCAAAAGGAUAAUGUAGUUCCCACUCACAACGUACCCUUCCAGGUGUACUAUACAUUCAAACCAAUAUACAUGCUCGCGGAACCAUUGAUGCUUGUAUCGGCAUUCUUCUUCGUCUUUGUGGCUUCUCUUGCGUAUGUACACAUCGAUCUCAACAUCGCCAAGAAGUAG